Messenger RNA from Glycine soja, 2641 nucleotides. RefSeq names its product hydroxyproline O-galactosyltransferase GALT6-like. NCBI's taxonomy places the organism in Eukaryota, Viridiplantae, Streptophyta, Magnoliopsida, Fabales, Fabaceae. The coding region runs from base 304 to 2220 and encodes 638 amino acids. Gene Ontology annotation, molecular function: galactosyltransferase activity; carbohydrate binding. The record is from RefSeq and is a predicted model, not a curated record. The transcript has 7 exons. Gene Ontology annotation, cellular component: Golgi membrane.
CCUCCUUCAGCUCCAUGCCAUAGCCACUGCGAUCUCCUCUCCCUUUACUUUCCAUGGCAUAGUAAUAAUAAUAAAUUAUUAAUAAUAUAAAUAACACUUCAAAACUUUAUACACAAAACACAACAAAAGCUUCAAUUUCAUUCAUUCAUUCAUUCAUUCCCCUCUGUUUUCUGCAUGUGAUUGCAACAAGAAGAAGAAGGCUUUUCCACUUUUCUUCCCUGCCCAAAGUUCCGUUCUCUCUUCCUUAGGAUUUACGAGCUUCGAAAAAAGUUGAACAAACCCAGAGAAACGGAACAGAACGCCAUGAAGAGGGGUAGUAGUAAAGUAGACCCCUUUGUGCUACCCAACAGGCUCACACUGCUUCAGAUUUUCAUGGUGGUGAUGCUCCUUUACCUUCUCUUCAUAAGCUUCGAAAUCCCUCUCGCUUUCAGAGCCGGGCUAGGUACCGAAAACGGCGCCGUUUUCCUCACCGACGCAUUGCCCAUGCCCAUGCCGCUCUUGCUCGAAGAAUCACACAACAGGGUCGAAAUUAGAGCACCCAGAGGGCUGAAGUUGGAGAAAGUUUCCACCUUGAGGUUCAACGAGAGCUUCUCGGAGGGUUCGGAGCUGCACAAGGUGGCGCGGCACGCGUGGGUCGCGGGGGAGAAGCUCUGGGGGGAAGUGGAGAGCUUCGUGAAAAUUAAGGUCGAAAACGGGUCGGACUCGUGCCCGAAUUCGGUGUCGGUGUCCGGGGCGGGGUUCCGCGACAAGGGGGUGAUGGUGCUGCCGUGCGGGCUGACGCUCUGGUCGCACGUGACGGUGGUGGGGACGCCACGGUGGGCGCACGCCGAGAGGGACCCGAAGAUUGCGGUGGUGAGGGACGGGGGCGAGGCGGUGAUGGUGUCGCAGUUCAUGAUGGAGUUGCAAGGCUUGAAGGCCGUGGACAAGGAGGAGCCGCCGAGGAUUCUGCAUUUCAAUCCGAGGCUGAGAGGUGAUUGGAGUGGGAAGCCAGUGAUUGAGCAGAACACUUGUUAUAGGAUGCAGUGGGGUUCUGCUCUCAGGUGUGAGGGGUGGAAGUCUCGUGCGGAUGAAGAAACUGUUGAUGGACAUGUGAAAUGUGAAAAGUGGAUUCGUGAUGACAAUAAUCGUUCUGAAGAGUGGAAGGCGACAUGGUGGUUAAACAGAUUGAUAGGGCGAAAAAAGAAGGUGACGGUAGACUGGCCAUAUCCUUUUGCUGAGGGCAAGUUAUUUGUUCUCACCAUAAGUGCUGGCUUGGAAGGUUACCAUGUUAGUGUGGAUGGGAGGCAUGUGACAUCCUUUCCCUAUCGCACGGGAUUUGCUCUUGAGGAUGCUACUGGACUAUCUAUUAAUGGGGAUGUUGAUGUGCACUCUAUAUUUGCUGCUUCCUUACCUACAUCACAUCCUAGCUUUGCUCCACAGAUGCAUCUUGAAUUGCUUCCUCAGUGGAAAGCUCUUCCUCUUCGCAAUAUGAAUGUGGAGCUUUUCAUUGGUAUCCUUUCUGCUGGAAACCAUUUUGCUGAACGGAUGGCAGUGAGGAAGUCCUGGAUGCAGCAUAAGCUAAUCCAAUCUUCACAUGUUGUGGCUCGAUUUUUUGUAGCCUUGCAUGCAAGGAAGGAUAUAAAUGUGGACAUAAAGAAAGAAGCAGAGUAUUUUGGUGAUAUGAUUAUAGUCCCAUACAUGGAUCAUUAUGACCUUGUUGUGUUGAAGACCAUAGCUAUCUGUGAAUAUGGGAUUCAUACUGUGGCUUCUAAGUAUAUCAUGAAAUGUGAUGAUGACACAUUUGUCAGAGUGGAUUCUAUCAUAAACGAAGCAAGACAAAUUCAAAGUAGAAGUCUCUACAUGGGAAAUAUGAAUUAUCACCACAGGCCUCUUCGCCAUGGGAAAUGGGCUGUAACUUAUGAGGAAUGGGUAGAGGAAGAAUAUCCCAUCUAUGCUAAUGGUCCAGGUUACAUAGUCUCAGCUGACAUAGCUCAGUUCAUUGUAUCUGAAUUUGAGAAGCGCAAAUUAAAAUUAUUCAAAAUGGAGGAUGUGAGCAUGGGAAUGUGGGUGGAGCAGUUCAACAGCACAAGACCAGUGGAGUAUGUGCACAACUUGAAGUUCUGCCAAUUUGGGUGCUUUGAAGAGUACUACACUGCACACUACCAAUCACCAAGACAAAUGACAUGCAUGUGGGAAAAAUUGCAACAUCAAGGAAAACCACUCUGUUGCAACAUGAGAUGACAAAAUGAGGGUAGGUAUAGGUGAUGUGUACAACAAGGGAAAAAGAAACAUGCACAGCUAACUAGGCAAGUUCUAUGAUCAUAAUAUAUAUCUCAGUAUAUAAAAGCACUUUUUUUUUUGGUGGGGGGGAGGGUUACUUUGAAAUGGUGAGGAUGCUUGUGCCAUGUUUCUAUGCUUAUGGUUCCCCCCUAUUUUGAUCCAUCACCCACCCUCCUUUAGCUAAAAGAAUAGAUGGUGUAGGUAUAUCAUCUUAGAUAGAGUUAAAGUUGGAUACUACAGGAACAGGUAAAGGAACAAACCUAUGGUUUGUAACGUAGAGCAAAAUUGUGCAGAAGCAGAAUAAAAUUACUUUUUUCUGCUUUGACUUCAUUUUCCUAUGUUCUUUCAUGCAUUAAAGAAGUUGCUGUCUUCACCGUGAAGA